Molecule: messenger RNA, 2428 nt
Organism: Magallana angulata
Lineage: Eukaryota; Metazoa; Mollusca; Bivalvia; Ostreida; Ostreidae
Product: dynein intermediate chain 3, ciliary-like
Exons: 16
Coding region: 150-1952 (600 amino acids)
Biological process (GO): outer dynein arm assembly; cilium movement
Cellular component (GO): outer dynein arm
Molecular function (GO): dynein heavy chain binding; dynein light chain binding
Source: RefSeq, a predicted model, not a curated record
GUGCGCAUGGCUUGAUUACCGUUACUCUUGACAACACCUGCAAGUACUCCAUGCCAAAUAUCCUAGGCUUUGGUGGACCUUGUUAUUGAAACAUUGCAAAACUUUUUCAACAAUCCAGGGGACACUGACAGAAGCAAAAAGAACUAACCAUGGAGAUUGUGUAUGUAUACACAAAGAAGCGCCAGGAAUUUGGUAGACAAUGCAACUUUUCAGACAGACAAGCGGAGUUGCAUGUAGACAUCACUCCAGACCCCUCACUGGCAGAAAAUUUCAUUGAAAGAAAUCCAGUGGAUACCGGGAUACAAUGUGUCCAGGAAAUGUCAGAACAUGAGAUCAACACUGAAAGAUUUGAAACCAGUGUAAGGGGGAUAAAUCACACAGAGGGAGGAUGGCCUAAAGAUGUCAACCCACAGGAAGUUGAACAUGUCACAAGAUACAGGAAGAAGGUGGAAAAGGAUGAAAUGUACAUUUCUGCCAUACAGCAACUAGGAACAAUUAUGGAACACACAAUUAGACAAAACAAUGCCAUUGAUAUUUAUGAAGAAUACUUUGAAGACAUAGAAGUUGACACAGUUGACGAAACUCCAUCUGCAAAAACAAUCAAUGUAUUUAGAGAUCCAAAUGAAAUCAAGAGAACUUCCACACACAUUUCCUGGUUCCCAGAUGGUCCUCGCAAAUUGGCAGUAGCUUACUGUAACCUUGAAUUCCAAGGUUCAACUCCUGACACAAGCAUGGAAUCAUACAUUUGGGACGUGGAAAACCCCAACAAACCAGAAACAGUUCUGAAGCCAGUUUCUCCUUUAGUAUGCUUAGAAUAUAACCCAAAAGACUCCCACAUUCUCCUUGGGGGCUGUUACAAUGGUCAAAUAGCAUACUGGGACACCAGAAAAGGAUCCCAGCCCGUGGAAAUGUCACCCAUUGAGCACAGUCAUAGAGAUCCUGCCUACAAGGCCCUCUGGAUUCAGUCCAAAACUGGAACAGAAUGUUUCUCUGCUUCCUCAGAUGGACAGGUAUUAUGGUGGGACAUCAGGAAGAUGGGAGAGCCCACAGAAAAACUGUACCUAGACCCAACAAAGAAACAGGACCCCACCAAAGCACUUGGAGCAAUGGCACUAGAAUAUGAACCAACUAUGCCUACAAAAUUCAUGGUAGGAUGUGAACAAGGCUCAAUAUUAUCAUGCAACAGGAAAGCCAAGACACCAGCAGAAAAAAUAGUAGCUCAGUACAAUGGUCACCUAGGACCUGUCUACUCACUUCAACGAAAUCCAUUCUUCCCCAAGAACUUCCUCAGUGUGGGUGACUGGAAAGCAAGGAUUUGGUCAGAAGACAUUAGGGAAUCCUCUAUCAUGUGGUCAAAACAAUACAAGUCCUACUUGACGGACGGCUGCUGGAGCCCUGUCAGACCAUCUGUGUUCCUUGUCACUAAAAUGGACGGUACACUGGACGUGUGGGACAUCAUCUUCAAACAGAACGACCCAACACUCAGCUUACAGGUCUGUGAUGAGCCAUUGCACAGCCUGAGGGUACAGGAGCAGGGCCGACUGAUCGCCUGUGGAUCUCACUCCGGUACCACCACCCUGCUAGAAUUAUCUGAUGGUUUAACCACUCUCCAGAGAAACGAGAAGAACUUAGUUACAGCUAUGUUUGAGAGAGAGACAAGAAGAGAAAAGAUUUUGGAUUCUCGACACAGAGAAAUGAAAUUAAAAGAGAGAUCAAAGAGUUCAGCUGAUGGUGCAAAGGAGGAGGAGCCUGAGGAGGCGCGUCUGGAGGAGGAAGAUCUGUACACCAAGGCGGAGAAGGAAUUCUACAGCAUCAUAGAACAGGAAAAGAAAAUACUGGAGAAAAAGCAGCAGCAGGGGGACGAUACAGACAAGGCAGAUACCGGCAAACAAUCACCAAUUGCAGAGGGGGAUGAAGAGGAGAAAACAAAUGGAAAUCCUAAGAAAAAAUAAAUGAAAUAUGGAAUCGGAGCAGAAAAAGGAUUAAUGAUGUAGAUUUUUGCCCUGAAACUUGUAUUGUGAUGCAGCUAAAAGCCAAAGCAAGGACUUUUGCCACCAUAUAAGAUGUAGCAAGGCUAUAUAUCAUCAUGUGUUUUGUUGUUUUUUUCUUUGGCUGAGUAAGACAAGACUUGAUCCUGAUCAAUAUGAUAUUUGGUAGGCCUUCAUGAAACAAUGUUACUUGCAGAGACUUUAUUUAAAGAACACCAGAGUGCUUGCAGAGUGAUACAAUUUUUCAUUCCCAGUGAUAAUGUACCAAAGUCAAACAGUGGUACAACACUGAAAUAAAAAUUUGUUAAUUUUUUUUGUAAAUUUAUUUAUAACGAAGUGAAUUAUUGUGGAAAAAAUCUAAUGACAGUUGUAAUUAAAUAAUUGAUAUAUUAUUUUAUUUAUAUACCAUCUUGUUACCAAUAAAAUAAUUUAAAAAACUG